AUGGCAGGAUUUCCAACCGGACAAGCUCUGAGAGAUAUAUUCUCAUCCUUGAAGGAUUACUUCUUGCCCCAACCCAUUGAACCAGUCGAAGUUCCUGUUGCUCCUCGGAAUACUAGGCCCCUCUCGGAGCCAGAAAUUUCCCAGUUACGACGUGAGCAAGCGAACGCUAUUGAUAAAUACUUUGAUGGGGAAUUAGACAAGAAAAUUUUUGACGAGCUUAAUAACAAAAGCCGAAGUCUACAAUGGAUGCCGGAUAUUGACCCCGAAAGUCCCCUUUGGCAAGAAACCCGUGCAUACUAUGCCGAGCUUCUCAAAUCCCAGAAAAUAUCUGACGUUCUUGAUGAUCACUUUGAAGAGAUCCAAAAGAUUCUGAUCAACCCUCAGGCGUGGAGUAAUGAGGUUCAAGCUGUUAGAGAUCAACAAAGUAGAGACUAUUAUGAAAACAUUGGUCCCAAUGGACGCUUCGAUGGGCAACUCGAUAAUCUCGCCACAAAAAUGACAAUGGUUCACUUUGGUCUUCCUGUAGCUCCAAUGACAUUGAACAAUAUCAUGGUCCUCACUCCAGAAUGGAGAGAUUCCGAGGAUGAUGAAGAAGAUCCCGCCCCUUCUCCCCCUCGAACACAAAGAAUUGUUUAUUCCGAGAAGCCUCUGGAAUUCUUGGAUUCAUACUUCGAAAGAGCUUUUGGAUACCAAAUAAUCCGACGUCCCCGAGUAAGCAUGCGAGGUGGUGCUGGUUCUAUUGAAGAAUUGGAUUUUGCAGAUAGUAGUGAUUGUGAAUGGGGUUCGACCAUUAAUAUGCGUGGCGGGGCUGGUAAAGAGCCUGCACUGAAAGGGCUCUACCUUGAUCUAUUGGGCCCAGGUCCUGUACACCAAUCUCGCCGUACACAUCUGACUUCAGAAGAAUUCCUUGCUUCUGCACAUGAGCUUCUAAAUUUCCCGGAUGCUGCGGACCUGCGCUUCAACAUUGAUAUUUACCGCCAGACAGAUCCACAGCGUUUUGUUGGUGAACAUACUCCUGAAUUCUAUGAGGAUUUGGGUCGUUUGGCCCGAGAGUUCCCUGAUGAGAGUAGGAAAGUAUCCAGGCAUAAGAUUUAUUCGUAUUUUGGACAGAGGGAAACCACUCCAACAUAUCUUGAUUUCAAACACGGCGUCACGAAACUUUUGAACAUAGAUCCGAGAUCCAAUUGGUCUUUCUUGGUUGAUGUUCAUCUUCAAGAUCGCAUACUGUCACCAAUGCAUUUUACUAGAAUGCAAUACAGAAACGAUUUUCUCGCUCUCAGGGAUGAGUACCUCCUUGGUGCAGCAAGUAACAACGCGAGAGUCUUCGUUCGUAAUGUUAGUGGAUAUGCGCCAGCACAACUAAAUGUCGUCGAACCAGCUGCAGAUAACAUUCAGAUAGUUAGGCUGACCAAUCAACAAAACAGAACGGAGAGUUAUUGGAAAGUACCUUUAGACCUAUCAGAGAAGCCACACCCAUAUUGUAUCAAUCAUUUACAGCCUGCGUUCGUUAGAGCUUUCACUGCCAUUUUCGGUAGAGAUCGUCCUUGUCGUAACGUAAAUCUUUUUACUUCACAGGAUGGAAAGGAUUUCCAACAUUACAUUGGUACUGGUGGUAUGGAAGUAACUUCCCAAACUUGGAACUGGCUAAAAGAGCGGAUCGAAGAACAAAAGAGGAAUCCACCAGCCCCUGAUGCCAAUCCAUUAUCGUGCCAGCUCACUCUAACAGUUCCAAUUCUCGAUCACGGAAUAAGACCCGAGCAGGCACUAAGCCUCCACCUCAUUGGAGAUGAUCACCAGAUCGAUAUGGUAUUUAAACGGUGGGAAUUUCAGCAGAUUUACGAUUACAUCCUGGAACGACUGAGAAAAGUUCACCGUCAUCGUCGAAAUUCUACCUUCCCGGACGGUAGCGCUAUUGCGAUGUGGUUUAGCGCCACAGAACGUGAGGAGAACUACCCAUCCGUCAUAAUGCAAGUUCACAGCCAUGAUUCAGACGCAGAGAAGCGUCGAAAACUGACUGAGGCUUUUGCCGGUCGUAUUCAAACGUUCUCGAAUAUUUGGUUCCGUCCGGAGUAUCGAGUUUUCACCAUUCAGGACCAUAAAGAGCCUGCCCGUAUCUGGCAAUGGAAUACGACUGACGAACAACAUAAUACUUCGCUCGAGAACUUCAGAGCAAAUGUUAGUCAAAUGUAUGAUGAUUGGGACCCUGUUCUCGACUCGAACUUUGUCUUGAUGGGACCACAUAAGAACCAUGUAUUUGGCGUAGAUCGGAGAACCACGGAGAGUUAUUGGAGAAGGUAUAUCUUCGAUUGGUUCACUGAGACAGAUAUCUAUGUAGAGCGGAGAGGCACUAGGACUUUCAUACAGCCUGAUACUAUCCCAUGGGGUUAUAGACACACUCGUCAAUUACCUCCUCCUGCUCCGGUGGACCUCAAUCCAGUACCUGUAGCACCUGUCGUCGAUACAUUUCAACAGCCUCGUAUUAACAAAACACGACUCAUUUUAGCCACCGCUGAAAAGACAAUAACUCCAAAAUGGGAGACUUGGAUGACAGAUCAACAUCGUAAAGAUGCAUUGCAACGUCGUUCUUACAUUCAGGAUCAAUCUGUCAUUGAACCUGGGUUUGAUCCUUCAGCACCCACCUACGGGCCCAGUAAAGAGUUGUCCUUAGGAGUUUCUAUACAAACUCCUUCAGUUUAUACGCAGCGCUUGACCCCUACUGAUAUCUUGCAACUAGCAGAGGAGAAUCAAAAAUUAAGAAAUGGACUGCUGGAACGAACCUACAACUGUUCUGUCUGCUCAGUGACCCUGGCUGGUUAUGAACAUGCUGAAAUACAAACGCAUUAUGCGCAGCAUCUUAUUCAGCUUCAGAGGGAAGGGCAGUGUCCCCUUUGCGAGCGCGAAUCUUGGUCCAUUAUGACCAUGGAGCAAAAGAAAGAGCAUCUAGAAACCCACCAAGUGGAGGCAGAUACCGCAAUGAUCCGCAAUUUCUGGAACAGUAUUGAAUGUCCCUUAUGCGAUGCCAAACUUAGUGGUUUUACAGCGGAACAGGUUAUUCGCCAUAUGGCGGAUCAUUUACCAGGCAUUGUCGAAUUUUGUGACAAGUGUGGACUUCGUACCGCAAUCUGUAACCAUGCCGAAUUAGUUCAUCACAGAUAUGUAUGCCUUGAUAAGCCAGAUCGUGGACCACUCGACCUAGCGCCUUCAUUCUGCCGCGAUUGUGGUCAAAAUCGUACAGCUGAGGACGAGGCAGAACGCGGUUCUCAUGUUAUCAACUGUACCGCUAAGAAUCGAGUUCAAGGUGAAAAGUUCUGUACUAAAUGUGGCAUUGACAAGAGUGCAUGGGGUUCAGACGAAAUCAAGAACCAUGACGACCAUUGUACAUCACCACAAGGUUUGCCGAAGAAGUAUUGCUUGAGAUGUGGCACAAAAUUGUUUGGUGCCAACGAAGCGCAAUUGGAUGACCAUAGAGUGUACUGUUCCAUCAGAACAAAAGAGCCGGAGAAUUUAAAGCAUCGAAUUGAAGAGCUUCAAGCCCGCACCGCAACACUGAAUCGCGUCGCGGCCAAAAAUGCAGCCACUCUCUCCUGGAUAACUAAGCGAGAAGGCGAGAUCGCCGAAAGCGAAAGAGCAUUAGCCGAGAGAGAGUCACAUCUUCCGCAAGAAGACAGACCAUUGAUACCUUACGCUCAGGAUAAAGAAAAUCUUGGGAAGUGCCCGUGGGCUCUCUAUGGGUGUAAUUUCCACACCGUUGGCAUGAGCCGCGCGGAAAUUUUUCAACACAUGUCUUCGCACUUUGAUCCAAAACAAGCUCAUCCAUUCGCCUGUCCAUUCCCUGGUUGUGGCAAGGGAAUAGCCGUACCCGGCUCAAAUCCUGGAAACAACAUUCCAAUCGAAGAUCAUUAUCGUCACCGCAGCUAUCAAGGUAUCGCAGACGUAAUCGGCGUGCCAAAGGUAUUCAAAGACGGUAGUACUAGAGAUGUCAGUAAACUCAAAGCGUUGUUGGAGCAUUUCGAAAGAGCCAAUGCAAUGAAUGCGCAAACCCUUGACAGAAAUCUGACCCCACUCCCCGAACCGGGCCAAGCAAAUUUUACGGCUUUAGUAGCUUCUGGUGGAGGAGCGGGGUCCCAAAAAUUUGGUCCCAACGCCCAAAAAACCGGCUACGCAUUUCAAGCAUCAUGGAUAUCUUCCGAAGACGAAGGAAUACACCACAGUAUCGAAAACGAUGACUUAGCACACUAUCAAGACGACGAAGAUCUCUUUUUACUUGGUGAUUACGAGCCUGAGCCAGAACCCGAAAUCAUAAGAAAAACACCCAGCAAACCUAAAUCCUCUCGUCCACAACCUAUCCUUCCAGUCUCCCCUACGAAACGUAAAGCUUCCGCUCCUAUCCCAGAAGAAGAAUUAAGUCCACCCGCUACUCGAUCAACUAAACGUAUGCGCACGGCAAUCCAAACUCCCAGUGUUGAAUCAGAGUCUGGAGAAGAGGAAGAAGAAGAGGAAGGAUCAGGACUGGAACUAGAACCGGAACCAGAACCAGAACUGGAAACAGAAACAGAAACGGAACCAGAGCCAGAACCGAAAGCAAAACCAGUGUCGAGAAGACCAAGUACACGCACUCCGAGAAAUAUCUCACAGUCCAAACCGAACUUUUUCAAUUUUGAAGAUGAACAUGAAGAUGAGGAUGUAGAAGAGGAUUUAGAUGUGAUUUGGGAAGAAUAUGAGGCGGAUACACAGGAGAACGAGGUCGAGCGGCUGAGAGGUUAG
Sclerotinia sclerotiorum 1980 UF-70 is the source of this 4764-nucleotide messenger RNA. RefSeq lists its product with no specific name. The record is from RefSeq and is a predicted model, not a curated record. Lineage: Eukaryota; Fungi; Ascomycota; Leotiomycetes; Helotiales; Sclerotiniaceae. Bases 1 to 4764 code for a protein of 1587 amino acids. The transcript has 6 exons.